Molecule: messenger RNA, 898 nt
Organism: Chaetomium strumarium
Lineage: Eukaryota; Fungi; Ascomycota; Sordariomycetes; Sordariales; Chaetomiaceae
Exons: 1
Coding region: 181-735 (184 amino acids)
Source: RefSeq, a predicted model, not a curated record
CCCAGCCAUCUGCUGGUUCUGCUCUCUAACCUGAAAGUCGAGCUCUGCUGAGGUGUCUGCCCCUUUACAUCUCCGACAGUCGACGGGCGCCAGACAACAGCACCUCGCAGCGCGAGUUUCUUCUCAGAAGCUAGGCACCUUCCGUUCAGAGAAACUCGGAAGACCUCCCAACACAACGCCAUGAUUUCCAAGAUAGCCACCAAUACGGAGAAGGAACAUGAGGAUAUGUCGGACACCGAAACCAUCUUCACGGAAGAGUCGAGGAGUCCAGUUACCUUCUGGGACCACACCGCAAUUCGCAACGCAGUACCAUGUCCCGGAGAGACGUUCAUCAUCGUCGAAAAGGCUUCUGGCAGGGCAAUCACUCAGAUCAACGGCGAACUCCAAUUAGAGCCCGACACUAGCCGGAGAGGCGGUUUCUAUUGGGCCUGCGUCGAGACGGAAGGAUGGCUCGGCUUCUACAACACCGCAUCAGGCAAUUUCAUGGGCCACAAUGCGAGAGGGAAGAUCCUGGCCACGGCUAAACACCAUAAAGCGUGGGAGUACUUCUGCGCGAGAAGGCAUCCGGCGGGGGGCUACGUGCUGCUAGUGACUACGCAUGGAAGGGGUUGGAAGCUGGAGAAGGUGGCUAUUGACCAGGAUGGCAAUGGUCUAGUCCCAAAGGACCAUGAGUCUGCGGUCUGGGAGUUCGUCAAGGUCCAGAAUCGUGGUCCCAUCACACAUUUAGAAGAGUGAUUUGCUCGGAGAGGUUGACUCCUACUCACUAGCACAUGGUGGUUUCUCAUGUACAGUGCCGCCCUGGUAUCAGCACGCAACCAGGCCUGAAAGGGCAACGCGUGUCCGUCCUCAUCUCGUACGUCCAAGACACUUGCGCGGUAUAUCCUCCGGGUUGAACGGU